GGGGGCGGGGCGCCGUGCUGCACUCGGCUCCAGUGCGCGCUCCGACAGGGUGAUUACCGUGUCUCAGCGCCGGUCUCCGGUUCAGCUCCGCCUGCCUUUAGCCUCAUCUCAUCCUCACCGCGAACUUUAGUCCCCCGGUCGUUAUUCCGCUCAGCGGGGCACGGAUAUCCCGGAUUCAGGCCUCGGCUUUACUCGCUAGGUGAGCGAACGCUGGCAGAGUUAGCGAGUAGCGCGUGAGUUAGAGAAAGAGCGCUGCUCCUCCUCCUUCUGCUUCACUCUGGGCUCUACUGGGUCUCUGCGAAUUCGAAACAGGAUUCCGCGGCCGGUGGCUCACCGAAGUUAGCUUAGCGAGGACACCCUACGCAGAUCGCCGAGUGUAGAGCGGUACCGGUUCGUAAAUCUGUGCGAUGGGUUUACUGUCUCAAGGGUCGCCACUGAACUGGGCAGAGACCAAGAAGUAUGCCGACCACGUCCGAAAACACGGCAUCCUGCAGUUCGUCAACAUCUACAACAAAGUGAAGGACCGACAGAAGGAUGUGCUGAAAUGGGGCGACGAGGUGGAGUACAUGCUGGUAGAGUUGGACGACAAGAAUGAAAAGGUGCGUCUGGUUCUGAAUGGAAAAGAUGUUUUGGAGACACUUCAGGAAAAAGGCGAAAAGAUCAACCCAAAUCACCCGACCCUGUGGAGACCGGAAUAUGGCAGCUACAUGAUUGAGGGCACCCCGGGCCAGCCCUACGGGGGCACAAUGUCGGAGUUCAACACAGUAGAGGACAACAUGGGAAAGCGGAGGAGGGAGGCCUCCACAGUUCUGACAGAGAAUGAAACUCUCUGCACCAUUACAUCAUUUCCUAGGUUGGGUUGCCCAGGUUUUACAAAGCCGGAAUGUAAACCUACUCCUAUUGAAAAAGGAGUGUCCAAGUCCCUUUUCUUUCCUGAUGAGGCCAUCAACAGGCACCCCCGUUUCAGUACUUUGACAAGAAAUAUUCGUCACAGAAGGGGAGAAAAGGUGGUGAUCAAUGUACCAAUUUUUAAAGACAAGAACACCCCCUCUCCCUUUGUGGAGACAUUUCCUGAAGAUGAUGGGGAGGCAGCACGUGCAGUCCUCCCCGACCACAUCUACAUGGAUGCCAUGGGCUUUGGAAUGGGCAACUGCUGUCUGCAGGUCACAUUCCAGGCUUGCAGCAUCAGUGAGGCACGAUAUCUCUAUGACCAGUUAGCUACGUUCUGCCCUAUUGUGAUGGCGCUCAGCGCUGCAUCACCAUUUUAUCGUGGCUAUGUGUCAGAUAUUGACUGUCGCUGGGGUGUGAUCUCUGCCUCUGUGGAUGACAGGACUCGGGAAGAGAGGGGACUAGAGACUCUAAAAAACAAUAAAUUCAGGAUCCACAAGUCAAGAUAUGAUUCAAUUGAUAGCUACCUCUCUUGUUGUGGUGAGAAGUACAACGAUAUAGAGCUUACGAUAGAUGAGGAGAUCUACAAGCAGCUCCUUGAUGCAGGGAUUGACAAGUUGCUUGCACAACACAUUGCACACCUGUUUAUUCGUGACCCACUAUCACUCUUUGAAGAGAAGAUUCAUUUGGAUGAUGAGAAUGAGUCUGACCACUUUGAGAAUCUUCAGUCAACCAAUUGGCAGACCAUGCGGUUUAAGCCACCUCCUCCAAACUCUGACAUAGGAUGGAGAGUGGAGUUCCGUCCGAUGGAGGUGCAGCUAACAGAUUUUGAGAACUCUGCAUAUGUUGUAUUUAUCGUCCUUCUGACUCGUGUAAUACUGUCCUACAAGUUGGACUUCCUCAUUCCCUUGUCGAAGGUUGAUGACAACAUGAAAGUUGCCCAAAAGAGAAACGCAGUGCAAGAAGGAAUGUUUUAUUUUCGAAAGGAUAUCUUUAAAGGCUGCAACCCAGUCUUUGAAGCAGCUUCCACAGCAGCCCAGAAUGGAGUGGAGAAUGAUGGGGACAGUGAAGAGUAUAUACUGAUGAGCAUUGACACCAUCAUCAAUGGGAAGGAGGGAGUAUUCCAGGGCCUCAUUCCAAUUCUGAACUGCUACCUGGAGAACAUGGAGGUCGAUGUAGACACACGGUGCACCAUAUUGAACUAUUUGAAACUGAUAAAGAAACGAGCAUCUGGAGAAUUGAUGACCAUGGCCAAAUGGAUGAGGGAAUUUGUUGCCAAGCAUCCGCAGUACAAGCAGGACAGCAUCAUCACUGAUAAAAUAAACUAUGACCUGUUUCGGAAAUGUGAUCGAAUUGCUAAGGGGCAGGAGGGGUGCCCUGAACUGAUUGGAGAGCCAGUCAACAGAGGCAAAUAGAUGGUUCUUGUUAAUUUUCUUAAGUUACCUAUUAUGCAUGAAAACUAAAGACCAAAUUGUUUGAUUAAAAGAAGAGCGUGGUCCAGAUGAAAAUAACCAUAAGAGAUUAUAUUAAAAAGCAUGUAUUGAUUUAAGGGUUCAGUUGUAUGGCUGAGGUUGUAUAUAUCAGAUUUUUGUGAAUCUGAAACUUAUUUUAAUAAGAUCAAAUAUGUAAUUGAUACAUGCUGUGUAUAUAUUUCCCUUGUUUAUUGCUUUAGAGCCAGUGCUUAGUUGGUGUGAGGUGUAAAUUGUAGCAAACACUAAACUUUGUACAUUUAGGAAGGAUUUGUUUUUCUGAUUUGCUGCUGUAAAUGCUGUUCUUUCAACAAGUGUACUUUUUCUUUUCAUUAUCAUGGAAAAAAUUGUUGCCUCAUUGGCUUUAACUGCAUUGUCUUGAGUGACCUUUUAACAUAUUUUGUUUCAUGCUAAGAUUUUUUGCUUAAGGUUUGUUGUACAAAAACUGAAUUGUUGAUGUGUGCACAGCGGGAUUUUUUACAAAACGCAGACAUCUGACAACAAGACAAGUGAUUUGGUGCUGAACAGGUCUGUGUGAAACAUGUGACUUGUUACAAUUCAUUGUGCAUUAAAGCAGGCUAAUUGUGAUAGUGCACUUGGUAUCAAGUUUAAGAAA
Messenger RNA from Astyanax mexicanus (Mexican tetra), 2973 nucleotides. It is a transcript of the gene gclc, whose product is annotated as glutamate-cysteine ligase, catalytic subunit. Gene Ontology annotation, biological process: glutathione biosynthetic process. Gene Ontology annotation, molecular function: glutamate-cysteine ligase activity. Gene Ontology annotation, cellular component: glutamate-cysteine ligase complex. The record is from RefSeq and is a predicted model, not a curated record. NCBI's taxonomy places the organism in Eukaryota, Metazoa, Chordata, Actinopteri, Characiformes, Acestrorhamphidae. The transcript has 16 exons. Bases 408 to 2303 code for a protein of 631 amino acids.